Molecule: messenger RNA, 1329 nt
Organism: Fomitopsis serialis
Lineage: Eukaryota; Fungi; Basidiomycota; Agaricomycetes; Polyporales; Fomitopsidaceae
Product: exocyst complex component Sec10-like protein
Exons: 7
Coding region: 373-1167 (264 amino acids)
Biological process (GO): exocytosis; Golgi to plasma membrane transport
Cellular component (GO): cytoplasm; exocyst
Source: RefSeq, a predicted model, not a curated record
GCGCACAGCGGCUACCGUCGGCAAGGCCGUCGCGGCGGGCGGCUCCGCGGCUGUCCAGGGCAUCUCGAUGCUGAACCCGCAGAAGUGGCUUGCGAGCGCGGCGGGUGACGCGGACAGUGUUGGGGGAGGCAGUGGUGUAGGAGGGAUUGGGAAGAGGUUCUCGAAGCUCGGCUCUUGGCGGCAGUCUCGGGGAGGGAGUGUGGACUAUAAGAAGAACUGGUAUACACAAGACUUCGAGAAGGGCAAAGACGGGAGCACGUUGUUCGAGAUCGGGGAUGUGGACGAGGAUGCGGACGGGGAUGCGGGGGGUGAGGACGGAGAUGAGUUCGCAAAUGAGAAGGAUAUGGAGAUCGAGAAUGAGAAGACAGAUAGAUGGUCCGUGUCGUCGAGUACGACCGCCCACUCCCAGCUUACACCGUCCAUCCUCUCCAAGACGACGUCUUCCUCAACCUCGACUUCUACGCGUACGUCCACUCCGCUACCCGCGCCGCCUUCGACAAAUUUGAUCUUUUGCUCUCGCUCGACAUCGCCCUCGAGCUCAUCCACGCCGAUCGCGAGUCUCUCAAGCGAGCGGAGACGUUCUCGGGAUACCCGGGGCAGUACGGCCACCGAGUACGGGACACGAUCGAGGAGAUUUUCGUACUCCUCCUCCAGGCGAUCGGCGAGCGGCACGUCAAGCCCGGGUUUGAUACAGCGACGCAGCAGAUGAGGACAUACCAGCCGGCGGAGCACGAAGAGACGAGGAGUGUCGCGCCCCUACUCCAGUUCUUCGAGCUGGUGCAUGUGGGCGACACCAUCCAGAGUAUGGUCCAGGUGUACUUCGACAAGGAAUUGGCACCCCACAUUGACCGUACCGACUUCCUGAACGCCGUGGUACGUGAGAAGAAGCGCUUUGAAGAUGUGCUCGAUGAUUGCGUCGCUGCCGGGCUCAACGCUGGCACUGAUGCACUAAUGAACCAAGUGGAGCACAUUAUCAUGAAGCUCACCGGCCCCCGCGCAUACUACCCGCAAGAGGGUUCUCCACUCGAGCUGGGACCGUCGAAGGGCUGCGUCGAGGCGAUCCAGUGCCUGAAGAUGCAUUGCCAGCUGCUUAAGGGGAGCACGAGCAAGGAAGUGCUCGAGGUCUUCUACCAGGAGAUCGGUAUUCGCUUGAUUGCAAGCAUUUGAAGCGGCAGAUCAUAUCGCUCAACGGUGGAUUCCAGGUCAUCGCUGACUUGAAUGCGUAUCAUACAUUCAUCUCGUCAUUGAAGGUCAGCAGCAUCGCAGCUGAGGUUUCGUACCUCAAGAUGCUCGGGCACGUCUACGUGGUCGAGGAUGCGAAAGACUUGG